Molecule: messenger RNA, 987 nt
Organism: Zychaea mexicana
Lineage: Eukaryota; Fungi; Mucoromycota; Mucoromycetes; Mucorales; Lichtheimiaceae
Product: IlvN-domain-containing protein
Exons: 4
Coding region: 1-987 (328 amino acids)
Biological process (GO): L-valine biosynthetic process
Molecular function (GO): ketol-acid reductoisomerase activity
Source: RefSeq, a predicted model, not a curated record
AUGGCUGUCAAGGUUUACAAAGAUUCGGAAGCUGAUCUCUCCAUCAUCCAGAACAAGCGCGUAACCUUUGUUGGUUUCGGCAACCAAGGCUCUGCUCAAGCACAGAACUUGCGCGACUCUGGUGUCAAGAAUAUCACCAUCGGCAACCGUGACGACGAAUACAAGCCCAGAGCUGUCGAGGCCGGAUUCACGGUCAAGAGCAUCAGCGAGUCCGUCAAGGACGCUGAAGUCAUCUUCCUUCUUAUUCCCGAUGAGGUCCAGCACCAGGUCUGGAAGGAGCAAAUCAAGGAUAACCUUGCAGACAACGCCACCCUUGUUGUCGCCUCUGGUUACGCCGUUGCCUUUGAUCUUUUGGAUAUCCCUCCCACCAUGAGCGUUGUCAUGGCUGCCCCACGCAUGAUUGGCCCUGGUGUCCGUGACCGCUAUGUUGCCAAGGAGCCCUACCCUUGCUUUGUCUCUGUCGAGAAGGAUCCCAAUAGCAACGCAUUGCCUAUCGUCCUUUCCGUUGCUCGCGCAAUUGGUGCUACCUUGGGCGGUGCAGUAGAGUCCUCGUGCCGUGAAGAAGCUGGUAUCGAUCUCUUUGCCGAGCAGGCACUCUGGCCCGCUAUCAACACCUGCUUCCGCGAAGCCUUCAACACCCUCAAGGCCGCUGGUUUCUCUGAUGAAGCUAUCUUGCACGACAUGUACCUCUCCAAGGAGCCCUCUGAAGUCUUUGAGCGUGCUGCCACUGUCGGCUUCUUCCGUCAGCUCAAGUUCCACUCGCCCACUUCCCAGUUCGGUCAGCUCCGUGGUACCAUGGCAAACGACGGCACUGCUAUGCGCGCCAAGUUCGAAAAGGUUUUGCACCAGGACAUCUUGUCUGGUGAAUUCGCCAAGUUCUGGUCCGGUGCUUUUACCUCGGGCACCUCCGACCUUGAAGAGCUCUGGAAGAAGUCUGAGGAGGACCCUAUCUCCCAGGCUGAAAAGAGAAUCGGCCUCCAUGACUAA